Oncorhynchus tshawytscha (Chinook salmon) is the source of this 4287-nucleotide messenger RNA. It is a transcript of the gene nox5, whose product is annotated as NADPH oxidase, EF-hand calcium binding domain 5. The transcript has 16 exons. Gene Ontology annotation, biological process: superoxide anion generation; defense response. Gene Ontology annotation, molecular function: superoxide-generating NAD(P)H oxidase activity; calcium ion binding. The record is from RefSeq and is a predicted model, not a curated record. Bases 684 to 3038 code for a protein of 784 amino acids. Gene Ontology annotation, cellular component: plasma membrane; NADPH oxidase complex. Lineage: Eukaryota; Metazoa; Chordata; Actinopteri; Salmoniformes; Salmonidae.
UUGGGAGUGUGCAGAAUCAUGACAUUUUUAUCGGAGUAAUUGUUGAAAAUCACUGCAAUAAAUGGGCUUUAGCCAUCACCCUGGCCGGAUAUUGGCUACACUAUCUAGCUACUUCCCUCACCUUACUGAGACAAGCAGGAGCUAAAGGACACUGUGCCCCAUGAUGUGUUGCCUGACUGUAGCGCAAACUCUCCCCGUUGAGCAGUGUAGACUAUCACAGUGACAUCCAGAUGGUUACUCCCAGUAUUACAAGUUAUUUCUCAUGUAGGCUGCUGUCCUGCUCUAAAUAAAAUCAAGUGGGAUGGAACAAAUUGGAGAUGGUGUCUAAAUCCAGAUGAAGACCAAUACUACAAGUUAUUUCGCCCAUCGAAGUAAACAUCACGUUCUUUAACAAGUCGUAAUUAGCGCCAUGCUGCUGUUGCCAGCUAGCCAUCAUAAACUAGCUGUGAAGGGGCUCAUCAGCACCACUGGAUCAGGACAACUGACUGAACUGAGUUUAUUUGUCUUCACACUCAACUCUCAGCUGUGCGACAUACUUCAUCAAUUUGGACAACAGGCGUGUCCAUAUAGCCUCUCCCUCUUUAAAGCUCCCUUUUUGCCAUGGCCUUCUGUAGGUUAUUUCGUGUGUUGACAUUACAGCAGGUGUGGUGGUGAGUGUAGAAGGCUACCAUCCCAGCAGCACCAUGAGUCUGGAUGAGGAUGCACGCUGGCUGGAGUGGGUCACCAAGCAGUUUGAGAGCAUCGCGGGAGAAGACAAAGAAAUUGACCUGGAGGAGUUCAAAACGGCCCUCAAGGUCAAGGAGUCUUUCUUUGCGGAGCGGUUCUUUGCGCUGUUUGACUCUGACGGUAGCAAAACCAUCAGUCUGGAUGAGCUGCUGGAGGCUCUGGACCUGCUGAUCCAUGGCAGCGAGACGGACAAGCUCCGCUUCCUCUUCCAGGUCUAUGACGUCGAUGGCAGUGGCUCGAUUGACCCAGACGAGCUGCGCACAGUGCUCAAGUCGUGCCUGCGCGAGAGCGCCAUCUCCCUGCCAGAGGAGAAGCUGGACGACCUGACCCUGGCUCUGUUCGAGUCGGCUGACAAGGACAACAGCGGCUCCAUCACCUUCGAGGAGCUCAAGGCCGAGCUGGAGAACUUCCCCGAGGUUAUGGAGAACCUCACCAUCAGUGCUGCCAACUGGCUGAAGCCUCCCGGCCUGGAGCAGAAGAAGGGGCGGCAUACCCCGCGCUACCUGACUCCAGCGUACUGGCACAACAACAGCCGGAAGCUCCUCUUUCUGUGCGCCUACACUUGCCUCAACCUGCUGCUGUUCAUCACCGCCAUGCUGAAGAACGCAGAGGGGGGAUUCUGGUACAUGGUGGCCAAGGGCUGCGGCCAGUGCCUCAACUUUAACUGUACCUUUGUCAUGGUGCUAAUGCUGCGGCGCUGUUUGACCUGGCUGCGGGCCACUUGGGUGGUGAGGGUGCUGCCUCUGGACCAGAACAUCCUGCUGCAUCAGAUGGUGGGCUACGCCAUUGUCACAUUCUCCACCGUGCACACCACUGCCCACUUCAUGAACUUUGUACACCUAUCUCAGAACAGCAGCUACAGCCUGUGGGAGCACCUUUUCACUACUCGACCAGGGAUUGGCUGGGUGCAGGGCUCUGCAUCCCUUACCGGCAUGGUGCUACAGAUCAUGAUCUGUCUAAUGGUGGUCUGUUCCAGCACCUUUGUCCGCCGCAGCGGACAUUUUGAGGUGUUCUACUGGUCCCACCUGUCCUAUGUGUGGGUGUGGGCUUUGCUGGUGGUGCACUGUGCCAACUUCUGGAAGUGGUUUGUGGUGCCUGGUGUGAUCUUCCUGCUGGAGAAACUAGUGGGCGUUGCUGUUUCUCACAUGGGAGGCCUCUACAUCGUGGAGGUCAACCUGCUGCCAUCUAAGGUGACCCAUCUGGUAAUCAAGCGGCCCCAGUUUUUCCACUUCAAACCAGGGGACUAUGUUUACAUCAACAUUCCAGACAUCGCAAAGUAUGAGUGGCAUCCUUUCACCAUCAGCAGUGCCCCAGAGCAGCCAGAUACUCUGUGGUUGCAUAUCCGCUCCAUGGGCCAGUGGACCAAUCGUCUGUAUGAGUACUUCAGGCAGCCAGACAGCCAGGUGGUCAGCACCAAGAGACUGAGCGCCAGCCUGAAGGACAGACGGCACCAGAGGAGGGCCCAGGAGGAGCUGUUUAAAUGUGCGAACUGCAAUGGGACGGUGGCCUCCAACGAGGACGAUGCCAUCGAGCUAACCCUGUAUCGACAAAACGGGUGUAGACCAGGGCCAGGACCAUGCCCAGGACCAGGGCCACAGGGGCCCAACCCAGACCAGCAGAACCAAGCAGAGAGAGGAGAAGGCCCCCCGCUCAGAGAGACCACAGCCAAGCUUAGUGAAAACCACAGGUUCUGCAACGUCAAAUGCUUCGUGGAUGGGCCCUAUGGGACUCCGACGAGACAGAUCUUUGCCUCUGAACACGCGGUGUUAAUCGGUGCCGGUAUCGGGAUCACGCCUUUCGCCUCCAUCUUACAGAGCAUCAUGUACCACUAUCGCAUGAGGAAACAGAACUGUCCCAACUGCAGCUACUCGUGGUGUGAGAACAUCAAGGACAGUGAGAUGAAACUGAGGAAGGUUGACUUUAUCUGGAUCAACAGAGACCAGAAAUCAUUUGAGUGGUUUGUGAGUCUCCUGACCAAACUGGAGAUGGAUCAGGCUGACGAAGAGCCAGAGGGCCGCUUCUUGGAGAUGCACAUGUACAUGACCUCUGCCCUCAGCAAGAAUGACAUGAAGGCCAUCGGCCUGCAGAUGGCACUAGACCUCCUGGCCAAGAAGGAAAAGAGGGAUUCCAUCACUGGCCUUCGCACCCGCACACAGCCAGGGAGGCCAGAGUGGGGGAAGGUGUUCCAGAAAGUGGCAGAGGAGAAGAAAGGGAAGGUUCAUGUGUUCUACUGUGGAGCCCCUGCACUGGCUAAACUCAUCAAGGCCCAGUGUGAGCACUUUGGAUUCAACUUCUACAAGGAGAACUUUUGAGGACUGUCCAACAUUUUCCUGACUGACAUCAGCACCCUCAACUAAAUCCACACACCUAUGUGCUGAUCUAUGUCAACAGUUUCUGUACCAUACAGGCUGGUUGUCCACAAGCACUAUCUCGUGCUGAAUCCGCACUAUGCCGUUACCAACCCAAGUAUGUGAAACCGACAAUCAGUAUGCUGCUAACAUCUUUGCUUCUUCCGCUGUCCCUGUCCCCUUACUGGGCUCAAACCAGUGGUCCUCUGAAUUCAAACACACCGCCCUCCUUGAAAACAUACCAACUAGUUGUGCUAUAAAAAAGGAUCCGAUUCGAUAGGACCAUUGGCGUGCCUGCCCUUAAUGCUUGCCUUGGUCAAGAAGUAUAUUGUGGGCCUUUAUACUGUAUAUUCUAUCACAUUUAGUAUUCAAAUGGAUCUACCUUGCUUUAAACCAAAACAUAUUCCAAAGCACAAAUACAAAAUGGCAGACAUUGUGACAGAGAAUGGAAUUAUGUUCACACCAUACACUUACAUAGUUAAUGUACCCCUUAACUACAUGUUGUUGACAAUGGAUCUGUUGUUUUUUGAUUUAACUAGACAAGUCAGUUAAGAACAAAUUCUUAUUUACAAUGACAGCCUACCCCAGACAACGCUGGGGCAAUUGCGUGCCGCCCAAACCAUGGCCAGUUGUGAUACAGCCUGGAAUUGAACCAGGGUCUGUAGUGAAUCCUCUAGCACUGAGAUGCAGUGCCUUAGACCACUACUACGCCACUCGGGAGCAGUGCUUGUAUUGGAUGUAAUUGUAGUAGAUAUAUUUGAAGUUUCUGCUUAAAUCUUCAUGGAAGGUUGUUAAGAUAGAAAAUACAGCAUAAUAUGCACCUUGGUGGAAGGGUGAAAUGGGUUAGCCUAAGAAAUGUAGUGAUUGUUCUGCAUCCUGGGUAAGACCAGAAGAUGUCCAUAUAUUAUAGGGAAUAUAGAACAUAUCAAACUAACGUUACAAUUUUAUAAAACGUGUAGCUAUUCUAUGUCAUGUAACCAAAGUGCCUUCAGAAAGUAUUCACCUUUGACCUUUUCCACGUUUUCUUUUAUUACAGCCUGAAUUUAAAAUAGACACCAUUUAGAUUUUGUUUUUGUCACUGCCCUACACAAAUGUAUCAAAAAUGAAAAGCAGAAAUAUCUUCAACCCCGUUGUCACGGCGAGCCUAAAUACAUUCAGGAGUAAAAAUGUGCUUAACAAGUCACAUAAUAAGUUGCAUGGACUCACUGUGUGC